AUGAGCGACUAUAAGUUUGAGGGAUGGCUUGGCCACGACGCUUCAAGCGCUGAAGGCAAGAUGGUCUGGGGCGAAUUCGAGCCCAAGAAGUGGACUGAGGAAGACGUUGACAUUCAAGUCUCCCACUGCGGCAUCUGCGGUUCUGACUUGCACACUUUGAAGUCUGGCUGGUUCCCCACUCCCUACCCGUGCUGCGUUGGCCACGAAAUCGUCGGCAAAGCUGUCCGCGUAGGCCAGAACGUCAAGAACAUCAAGGUCGGUGACCGCGUCGGCGUUGGCGCUCAGGCACGAAGCUGCCUACAGGACGACUGCCUUCAGUGCUCCAAUGGCCAAGAAAACUACUGCAACCGCGGGAUGGUCAGCACGUAUGGCUCUGUGUACCCUGGUGACGAGGGCAAGUCCUACGGUGGUUAUGCGGACUACAACCGUACCAACGGGCGUUUCGUCGUCAAGAUCCCAGACGGUCUGUCCUCCGAGUCCGCGGCACCCAUGCUGUGCGGCGGUAUCACCGUAUUCGCACCCCUGCGGAAGAACGGCUGCGGGCCUGGCAAGACGGUGGGCAUUGUUGGCGUGGGCGGCCUCGGCCACUACGGAAUUCUGUUCGCCAAGGCGCUGGGUGCCGACAAGGUCGUUGGAAUUUCGAGAAAGGCGUCGAAGAAGGGCGAUGUGCUGAGCCUUGGCGCCGAUGCCUAUAUCGCGACGGAUGACGACAAGGACUGGGCCACGGAGAAUGGCCGCACCCUGGACCUGAUCGUCUCGACCGUCUCGAGCCCGAAAAUGCCCUUGACGGAAUAUCUCGGCCUCCUCAAAGUCGGCGGUACCCUCAUCCAGGUUGGCGCACCCGACGGCGGAGAGCUCCCUCCCAUCAACGCCUUCACACUGCUGGCCAACGAGUACAAGAUUGGCGGCAGCGGUAUCGGUUCACCAUCUGAUAUUGCGGAGAUGCUCCAGCUCGCGGCCGACAAGAAGAUCGAGUCGUGGGUCGAGACGAGGCCGCUCAAGGAAGCCAACCAGGCCAUCCUCGACAUGGAGGCUGGUAAGGCCCGGUUCAGAUACGUGCUAGUCAACGAGAAGCACGCCUAA
This is a messenger RNA of Verticillium alfalfae VaMs.102, 1083 nucleotides long. RefSeq names its product NADP-dependent alcohol dehydrogenase. The record is from RefSeq and is a predicted model, not a curated record. Gene Ontology annotation, molecular function: alcohol dehydrogenase (NADP+) activity; zinc ion binding. NCBI's taxonomy places the organism in Eukaryota, Fungi, Ascomycota, Sordariomycetes, Glomerellales, Plectosphaerellaceae. Gene Ontology annotation, biological process: alcohol metabolic process. The coding region runs from base 1 to 1083 and encodes 360 amino acids. The transcript has 4 exons.